ACAAAUGUUAUCCGUCCCGUCUGACCUCGUUUCCGUCUCGGUAGACAGACUUUUGUCUGCCGGCAUUUUCUUUUUAUUUCGCCGGUGCGCUCUCAGCUCGUAGAUUUUUUUCGCCUGUUUUAUAGGCCGGCAGCUGAUAUUUCUUCUUAUCCCAUUUUUUCACUGCAGUCUACAACACAAUGCCAGGUUUUUCAGACAGAGAUCGUGGCAGAGACCGAGGAUUUGGAGGAAAACCUCCUCGUUUUGGUGGUGGUGGAGGAGGCAAUAGGGGUGGACCUCCUCCUGGAAAGUUCGGCAACCCUGGUGAGAGGCUGCGAAAGAAGCACUGGAACCUCGAUGAGCUUCCCAAGUUUCAAAAGAACUUCUACCAGGAGCACCCAGAUGUCACCCGCAGACCACUUCAAGAGGUCGAACAGUACCGAAGAAGCAAAGAAGUGACGGUUAAAGGCAGAGAUUGCCCCAAACCGAUCGUAAAGUUCCACGAAGCUGCAUUUCCAAGCUACGUUAUGGAUGUAAUUGUCAAACAAAACUGGACUGAACCAACUCCAAUCCAGUCUCAGGGGUGGCCCGUAGCCCUGAGUGGCAAAGACAUGGUUGGAAUCGCUCAGACUGGCUCUGGGAAGACCCUUGCAUACCUUCUGCCUGCAAUUGUGCACAUCCAACACCAGCCAUUCUUGGAGCAUGGAGAUGGGCCUAUUUGCUUGUUUCUCUACCAGCCAGACCGUCAGACCCUGAUGUGGAGCGCCACCUGGCCUAAGGAAGUUCGUCAGCUGGCUGAGGACUUCCUGAAGGACUAUGUCCAGAUCAAUAUUGGAGCACUGCAGCUCAGUGCCAAUCAUAACAUCCUGCAGAUAGUUGAUGUUUGCAAUGACCUUGAGAAGGAGGACAAACUGAUCCGUUUGCUGGAGGAGAUCAUGAGUGAAAAGGAGAACAAGACCAUUAUUUUUGUGGAGACCAAAAGACGUUGUGAUGAGCUCACCAGGAGGAUGAGGAGAGAUGGGUGGCCUGCAAUGGGAAUCCAUGGAGACAAGAGCCAACAGGAGAGGGACUGGGUCCUUAACGAAUUCAGAUAUGGCAAAGCGCCAAUUCUCAUUGCUACAGAUGUGGCCUCCCGCGGCUUAGAUGUGGAGGAUGUGAAAUUUGUCAUCAAUUAUGACUACCCUAACUCUUCCGAGGAUUAUAUCCACCGCAUUGGACGCACAGCCCGAAGUCAAAAAACGGGCACAGCCUACACCUUCUUCACCCCCAACAACAUGAAACAAGCCAGUGACCUGAUCUCUGUGCUCCGCGAGGCCAACCAGGCCAUUAACCCCAAGCUGAUCCAGAUGGCAGAGGACAGAGGAGGUCGUGGAAGGGGGGGAAGAGGUGGCUACAAGGAUGAUCGUCGGGAUAGGUAUUCUGGGGGUGGGAGGAGUAACUUCAGUGGUAGUAGCUACAGGGACAGCGACAGAGGGUUUGGCAGUGGGCCGAAGAGCUCCUUUGGUGGCAGUAAGGCCCAAAAUGGUGGCAACUAUGGAGGCAAUAGUGGUAACUCUAGUGGUAACUAUGGUAGCAGCAAUUACAGCAACAGCAAUGGACAGGGUAAUUUUGGCGCUCCUACAAACCAGGUGGGCGGCUUUGGUAACCAAAGCUUCCAGGGUCCCCCUCAGUUUGGGGGUAUGCAGAGGGCCACUCAGAAUGGUAUGAACCACCCACCAUUCCCAUUCAACUCCCAGCCGCCGCCCCCACAGGCCCAGCAGCAGCCGCCACCACCACCAAUGGUGCCCUACACCAUGCCACCACCCUUCCCUCAGUAGAUAUGAUAUAUGCACAAUAAAUGGAACCAACAUGAUUUUUGUUUAGUCCUGAAAUCUUACAGUAUGAUGAUCAUUACUAUUAUUAUUAUUAUUAAUAUUAUUAUCCUUUGUACUGUUUAACUUUGUUUUGCUUACAGCAGGGUUGGAAUUAUUCCGUAAACCCAGAGCAUUACAUGGAGUCAUAAAUAUGUCUCCUAUAGUGCA
Molecule: messenger RNA, 2000 nt
Organism: Neolamprologus brichardi
Lineage: Eukaryota; Metazoa; Chordata; Actinopteri; Cichliformes; Cichlidae
Source: RefSeq, a predicted model, not a curated record